UUUGCUUCCAGGGUUGUGUGAAGAAGCAGAUUCAUGGUUAUGCUUCCUUUUUCCCUUCUCAGCUGAGAAAGAAAUAAUGUCAGCUCAGCUGAAAACUUUAGUUCUGUUUAAAAAUUUUAGAAAGUAGACUUGUGAGCAACUGCUCACAAUGAAUUUUGGGAAGAGUCUGGUGUAAAAGUAUGCCCUCUCUGGCCUGAAAUUACACACUAUGGACUGUGUGAUUAUUAGUAAUCCCAUCCUGAAACUGUUUUGGGUACUGUUUUCACCCUGAUACAAUUUUGCAGUUAAGAGAUACUUACUCCUACUUUAUCCUGAGCAGAGAGCAUGCAAUUUUCUGGAGAUUCUCUGCACUUGGCACCAAAAUUAUUAUGUUGUUUUAUAUAAUGCUGUUUAAUUUCAUUUCUGAAAUGCCUCCAGUAAAUUGUUCAGAUUAAAAGGUUUGAUUUGAAUGGUUCGAUAUGUCUCUGUCUAGAAAAUGUAGUUUUACACUUUGGUUUGUUUCAUUAUCGAACGCCUAAUGCCAUCUGUUCAUUUCAAAUGGAUCCAGACUUGCAGGAGACUUUCAAUGAUGUUCAGAGCUCUGUCUACAGAAUAGCCCUAACACUACACGCAAUACAAAGUCUGUGCCAGUUGGAUUUGAUUGAUGUUUCUCAGAUUUGGCACAUCCUAUUAAGUGAAUGGAGCAAGAGAGAAAAGCAAAUUUCUCUGAAAGCGCAGCAGAUCUCUGGAAUGCUGACAAAACUGUUCCAAAGGGCGAGAUUAGGAAAAACAGGUCAGGUAGAUCCAAGAGCUGCUGAAUUCACAUUGAGCCUGCUAGCUGCCAUGUAUGAUAGAUCUGGAACAGGUUAUAUCAAAACUAGAUCUGCUGCAGCUGCCCUAAUUGCCCUUUCAGGAGACACUCUACUGGCUAAAUACAGAGCCUUCUUCCAGUUUUAUGCUGUCCCUGAUGAGAAGGUGGCCUUGAUUACCCGUAGUGCCCUGAGAAACCUACUAAUAGACUUAAAUCAGAUCCCAGUUGUUGUGGGAGAAAGCUGCACUCUGUCUUGUGUGGAAAUUGCGACUCACAGCUGUUUCUAUGGUGUUCUGAACUCAGCAAUUGCUGAAGAAAAAUCCCUGUCUUGGCUGAGACUGGAGCCUGCUAUUCUCUUGUUGCUCCCUACAUGUUACAGAUUAUCAGCCACAGAAGUGGUUUCUCACCAAGCUAGAUGUAGAGUCUGCAAAAUUUUCCCCAUUACAGGCCUCAGGUAUUGCUGUCUGAAAUGCCUCGAUUUUGACCAAGUCUGUAUUUUCACUGGCCAUCUCAGCACACGUAAGAGGUCACAUCCUGUUAUGGAACACUGCGUGCAGAUGUCAGCAAAGGCGAAUGCAAAGCACUUUCUCCACACCAUCAGGAACAACUUGUUUCAAGAGCGCUGCAGAAGAAAAGAGGCGCAGAGAAGGAGGGCUCUGGAGGCAGUGGAGGAGCGGCACUUCUCUACUCACAAAAAGAUUUUUCCCCCUGCAGAUCUCAAUGCUUCACCACUACCUGGCCCUGAAAACCUGCCUUUCCCAGUGGACAGACUGGUCCUGGAAUCACCCAGGUUCAUAUCUAAAACCAGAACCGUAAUGCAGAAGAGUGAGAAUAACAGCAAGACACCACAGCAAGGCAAGACAAAAGCUCAGGCAAUAGCCUCUUUUGAAGCCGAUAUGUUAAAAAUGCAUGAAUACGUCAAAAGCAUUCACAAUGAGAGCAGGUACAUGAAGAAGCAGUUCAGCAAAUGGAAGGACAAAAUGAAAUUUCUUCACAACUGUCAGGAAGACAAAAGCUACAAAAUAGAGGCAAAGCUCCAAAGCCUGAGCACAAGCCAUGAAAACCUGCAAAUGAAGCUGCAGCGAAUGAAGCAAGAAUUAAAGACAAUGUUACAGUCAUCAGAGCAUCCUUUUGCCCUGUGUCAGAACUCGAUGCCAAGAAAUCUACAUGUCCUGCUGGAAAGGAGAAUGCAGGGUGGAUUAAAUCCUGCCCAAAUAACGCCUACUUCCAGAACAUGUGCAGAUUGGAAAUCUUUGAAUCCCCCCAACCCUGCCAAUAGAAUGCAGCUUUUACAGACACCUGAGGUUCCUGCUGCAACAAACAUUAUGUUCUCAGAAGACCCGCUGGAGUCAGUGUCCCUGCAGAGCAACAAACCAUUGAUGGAACAGUAUAAAAAACCAAACAACAAUCAAAGAUACCUGCCUGAAUUGACAGAAAACUCCCUCAGUGGCAUCACGAGGAAUAGAGUUCUUACUCCCUCUGCAGUGCAGGUACCACCUAAUGAGAAGGAAGUCAGUGAGGAAGUGGAACUGCAGCAGCUAGUGAUGGAACUGAAGGAUGCAUUGUCUCUGCAAGCCCAACUAGCUCAACAGUCGGCUUUGCAGCAGGAGUUCUUCUCUACAGCUGAACAUGUUUGCAAAUCCUUUUCUGACCUCAUCAAUCAAGUAACUUCUCCAGCUUGUAAAUGAUGGAAACUACCAUUCACUUUACAGCUUCAUUGAACUGUUGAAGCUCUCCAGUGAUUCUUCCAAGUAAUGUAGAUCUACUCUUAUCCAUGUGGAUACUUAUUAAAUCUUCAAACGAGUCUUUCUUCUUCAGAACUGGUGAC
Messenger RNA from Athene cunicularia (burrowing owl), 2618 nucleotides. RefSeq names its product dystrotelin (gene DYTN). The record is from RefSeq and is a predicted model, not a curated record. Gene Ontology annotation, cellular component: plasma membrane. Gene Ontology annotation, molecular function: zinc ion binding. Gene Ontology annotation, biological process: synaptic signaling. NCBI's taxonomy places the organism in Eukaryota, Metazoa, Chordata, Aves, Strigiformes, Strigidae.